Messenger RNA from Cimex lectularius (bed bug), 3278 nucleotides. RefSeq names its product isochorismatase domain-containing protein 1-like. Bases 414 to 1016 code for a protein of 200 amino acids. The record is from RefSeq and is a predicted model, not a curated record. The transcript has 4 exons. Gene Ontology annotation, cellular component: cytoplasm. Lineage: Eukaryota; Metazoa; Arthropoda; Insecta; Hemiptera; Cimicidae.
AUAUUUUAUGAAAUAUCGAUUUUAAUUUUAUGAUUUAUGAUUGUCACAGUGAAAAUAAAAUCGUGCAUAAUUCAUCGGUGCACAUAGUAUUUUUCUUAAUGUUUAGACCUCAGGUGUUAUAUUUCUUUGUAUAUUGUGUGUGUUUUAGUAUUUAAUUUACAGGCAUGAUUAAAAAAUUAAUUUGCUUUGGUAUAAUUCAGCAGUAGUAGAAAAAGCAGCGAGUGGGGGCUCUGUCGAAUGUCGACUGUCAUUGACUUGUGUCAAAUCGAGUCGGACCUGUGUGGUUAUGGAUUUUACGCAAUGGUAUUUCCAAGGAUCCACAGGUGUUUUUCGCAUUUCGUUUUAACGUACAGUUGCUCAGGGGUUCUCGAUUAAAAGAGCCACGUGAACAUAGCCCACCGCAGCAUAUUUCCAUGUCCUCGACAGUAGUCAAUUUCGGCCUACUGCCACCUAAACGGACAGUGUUCCUGCUUUGUGACAUCCAGGACAAAUACAGACCCGAGGCGGUUUACUUCAACGAGAUAGUAGAGUCGGCUAGUAAACUAUGCCAGGCUGCCAAGAUCCUGGACAUCCCGCUGCUUGUCACCGAACAGAAACUGGAGACGAUGGGCAAGACAGUAUCAGAAUUGGACAUUAGCCAUGCUGAAGGUGUUUACGAGAAAACCAAGCUGAGCAUGCUCACCCCUGCUGUGACGGAGAAAUUGGACUCUUUGUGCAAAGGGAACGUCCUUUGUGUUGUGCUAUUUGGUCUAGAGACUCACAUAACCAUCGAGCAAAGUGCGGCUGAGCUGAGGGCUCUCGGCCUUCAGGUGCACGUGGUGGCUGAUUCUUGUACGUCCAGAACCCAAGAGGACCGCCUUUUGGCGCUGAAGAGACUCCAGCAAAUCGGCUGUUUCAUCACCACUACCGAGAGUGUGUUGUUCAAAUGCUUGGCAGACCAGGAAAAUCCCAAUUUCACCAAGAUACAAUCCCUUCUGAGAAGUCCUAUUUCUCCUACGGGACUUACCAGUUUAUAAACUUUCCUGUCUAUAUUUAACUGAGUAAAUUUGUCUUACCUUUAAGAUUGGCACUGGUUACUGCGUUAAAAAUUUACUUUAAGGCCAAUUGCGCAGUAAUUCUUCCAUUUGACAAAUAAAAGCCAGUAAUUUAUUAUUUGAAGUUAAUUGAACUGUUUUUAGUAUUUCUAAAGAAAUAUGAUUCAAUUCCUUGUACAAACUAGUCAGAUUAUAAAUUUAUUUAAUAUAAAGUUCAACAGAAUUUUAAAUUAUUUUUUAAAAGCGCAUUAUAUUUAUUUUAAAAAAAAAAGGCCUCUUUUAUGCUACCAAAUUUCAUUUUAAAUUAAUUUUGGCAAAUGUUUCAUCAUUUUCUGAAACAGAAGUCCAUGCGAUGCCAAAUAAUUGAAGAAUAUAAAAGGUUGGUUACCCAAUAUGUACUUUAUUGAAAUUGUUAUUUAAAUUAAAAUCUUAAUUAAGCACGUGUGUGGGCACGCACAUACACAUAAUUUUAAAAUCUAUGAGAAAAAAGACGUCUUCUAUCGUGUUAAUGGUUAGGGACCAUUUGGACGUUACUUUAAGUGAAAGGUGAAUGCGUAGAAUUAGAACCGCUUAAAAAUAAAUACUUAUUAAAAUGCAAACACAUCAAAUUGCUUGCUUAUAUAGCACAUAAAAAAUACAUUGAUCCACAAAAAAAAAAAAAAAAAAAAAGUCGCUCAUUGAAAUAUUCACUUGCGGGCCUCCUGACGUGUUAUUUAUAACUCAGCAAGCUUUGAACAGUCUCAGGACUAAUGUUGACAUUACGAGCAUUUCGAAGGUGGCGGGGGCCAUCUCAGAAUAUAGAAUCCCCAGGUUCUGUUGCUCUCGAUUGGCCCAGGCCACUUGUGACAGGAACCAGUCUCCCGAUACUGAUUGAUAUCUGGAUGGUUGUUUCAGGCAGUCUGAUAAUACGCGCACCAAACGGUUGACUAAACCCUUCUUCAAUCAAUGCGAGUGCAGUAGCUACUUGCUCCUCAGAAAUGACUAUUUUAAAGCAAAAAAGGAAGUUUAAAACUAAUGACUCUUCACUCAAGAAAUCAAAACUAAAUGGAGAGAUCUGUUUGGAAGUAAUGAACAUUAUGGACCUUUGUGCAAAAGAGUAAAGAAAGCAAUUAGUGAUGGGUAUCAAAAUAAUGUUAAAUAACGCUUUAUAAACACAUUCCAUUGAAAAUAUUAAAAUAAAGUCACAAAUUAAACAAAAAACUAAGUGCAUUUUUUUCUUUUUUUGUGGAGCAAUGUAUAUAAAAAAAUGUAAGCUUUAAUUGUUCACAUAAAUGUAUGAAUACUUUUCUAUUGCCAUGUAUCUGUUCUGGACAAUAGUUGAUGACAAAUGUGAUGUAUGCUGUUUAAUUUCCCAAUUUUUGCACACACAAAAAAAAAUAGAUUACUUUGUUGAGUUAAUAAAUUACUGAAGUGUAGUGAUUCACUUCUUAAGCCGCUCUAAUAAAAAUGAAAUAACACCCUUGUAUCUAAUAAAUGCGUUUCUAUUUAGCUUCAAUUUUAAAUAAAUAAACUACAGGCGUUCCUCUUAAUUUUAGAAAAGCUCAAAUUAAAAGUAUUAAAACUUCUGCCGUCUAACUUGUGCCAAUUCAAUAAGUCUUGUCAUAAACUAUGCCUUACAACGGACAAAUUAUUUUAGAGAAAUUAAUUGCAAUUUAUUGUAAUCAAAUCGCUAUUUAACUCAGCAAUAAAAAAAGACUGAAUUAUUGCACUAUCAUAUACUUUUGUUUCUUGUACACAAGAGACAAGCAAUUUUAUAAUAAAAAGGAAACGCUUAGGUUGUUUUAUUAUAUUGUUAAAGAUGUUAUCAACCUGUGUUAUUAAAAGGUGUUUACAUUUUGCCUCGCUUAUUCAUAGUCUAAAAAUAAAUGUCCAGAUAUUUCUGUACAAAUUAUUCAAUGAUAAUACAAUAUUAUACUUUGUGUUAAAUUUUCCUCCCUCCAGUUAAUGUUAGCAAUUUGAGAAACCAAAAAUUGAUCACCUGAUUUUGAAUCCUUGUUAUUUUCUGCCUCAUAAAAGGAAAUUUUUUAUUAGAAAAGUAGUGAUUUACCAUUGGUCUGAUUUGUUAUUUGUUUUGUUAUUUAAGUUUUUAACUUGUUAUUUUUGUUAUCAUAAAUUGUCAUGCUUUCGGUUAAUUAAAAAAAAUUACACGCUAAUUUAUAUCGUAUGAUAUAAUUUUGCUUUUAUCUGGUUGCAAUAUCAACUUUUUAAAGUAUGUGUAUUGUAAUAAACUAUAUUUUUGCACUA